Euleptes europaea (tarantolino) is the source of this 4133-nucleotide messenger RNA. It is a transcript of the gene CASK, whose product is annotated as calcium/calmodulin dependent serine protein kinase. Bases 48 to 2939 code for a protein of 963 amino acids. NCBI's taxonomy places the organism in Eukaryota, Metazoa, Chordata, Lepidosauria, Squamata, Sphaerodactylidae. The record is from RefSeq and is a predicted model, not a curated record. Gene Ontology annotation, biological process: regulation of neurotransmitter secretion; protein phosphorylation. Gene Ontology annotation, cellular component: cell-cell junction; plasma membrane; basolateral plasma membrane. Gene Ontology annotation, molecular function: ATP binding; signaling receptor binding; protein kinase activity. The transcript is spliced from 30 exons.
CUCCCGCCUCGGCCGCCUGUGUGGCUAAUCCCCCCCCCAUCUGGACCAUGGCCGACGACGACGUGCUGUUCGAGGAUGUGUACGAGCUCUGCGAGGUGAUCGGCAAGGGUCCGUUCAGUGUUGUGCGACGAUGUAUCAACAGAGAGACUGGGCAACAGUUUGCUGUAAAGAUUGUCGAUGUGGCAAAGUUCACUUCAAGUCCGGGAUUAAGUACAGAAGAUCUAAAGAGGGAAGCAAGUAUCUGCCACAUGUUGAAACAUCCUCAUAUUGUUGAACUUUUGGAGACAUACAGUUCUGAUGGAAUGCUUUAUAUGGUUUUCGAAUUUAUGGAUGGUGCAGAUCUCUGCUUUGAAAUUGUAAAGAGAGCAGAUGCUGGUUUUGUAUACAGUGAAGCUGUAGCCAGCCAUUACAUGAGACAGAUACUGGAAGCACUACGAUAUUGUCAUGAUAAUAACAUAAUUCACAGGGAUGUGAAGCCACACUGUGUGCUACUUGCCUCAAAGGAAAAUUCAGCACCUGUAAAACUUGGAGGUUUUGGCGUUGCUAUUCAAUUAGGGGAAUCUGGACUCGUAGCCGGAGGCCGGGUAGGAACACCUCAUUUUAUGGCCCCAGAAGUAGUAAAAAGAGAGCCUUAUGGAAAGCCCGUAGAUGUGUGGGGCUGUGGAGUGAUCCUUUUUAUUCUGCUUAGUGGUUGUUUGCCUUUUUAUGGAACAAAGGAAAGGUUAUUUGAAGGCAUUAUCAAAGGAAAGUAUAAGAUGAAUCCCAGGCAGUGGAGCCAUAUUUCUGAAAGUGCCAAAGAUCUGGUACGGCGCAUGCUUAUGCUGGACCCAGCGGAAAGAAUAACAGUUUAUGAGGCACUCAACCAUCCUUGGCUGAAGGAACGUGAUCGCUAUGCAUACAAGAUUCACCUUCCAGAAACUGUGGAACAGCUGAGGAAAUUCAACGCAAGAAGAAAAUUGAAGGGUGCAGUACUAGCAGCAGUAUCAAGCCACAAAUUCAAUUCUUUCUAUGGUGAUCCCCCUGAAGAACUGCCAGACUUCUCUGAAGACCCUACCUCCUCAGGACUUCUAGCCGCAGAAAGAGCAGUUUCUCAAGUGUUGGACAGCCUAGAGGAAAUCCAUGCACUUACAGAUUGCAGUGAAAAAGACUUAGAUUUUUUACAUAGUGUUUUCCAGGAUCAGCAUCUUCAUACACUACUAGAUCUUUAUGACAAAAUUAACACAAAAUCAUCACCACAAAUCAGGAAUCCGCCAAGUGAUGCUGUACAGAGAGCCAAAGAGGUAUUGGAAGAAAUUUCAUGUUACCCUGAAAAUAGUGAUGCAAAAGAACUUAAACGUAUUUUAACACAACCUCAUUUCAUGGCCUUACUUCAAACUCAUGAUGUGGUGGCACAUGAAGUUUACAGUGACGAAGCAUUAAGAGUUACACCUCCUCCCACCUCUCCAUAUUUAAAUGGAGAUUCACCUGAAAGCAUCAAUGGUGACUUGGACAUGGAGAAUGUAACAAGAGUACGAUUAGUUCAGUUCCAGAAAAACACAGAUGAGCCCAUGGGAAUCACUUUAAAAAUGAAUGAGCUGAACCACUGUAUUGUUGCAAGAAUUAUGCAUGGAGGAAUGAUUCACCGGCAAGGUACGCUUCAUGUGGGUGAUGAAAUUCGGGAAAUAAAUGGUAUCAGCGUAGCAAAUCAAACAGUGGAACAGCUACAAAAAAUGCUUAGGGAAAUGCGAGGUAGUAUCACCUUCAAGAUUGUACCAAGUUAUCGCACUCAGUCUUCUUCAUGUGAGCAAACAAACUGGGACAAAUACUAUAGAGAUUCCCCCUCUACAUCCAGACAGUCCCCAGCUAAUGGUCAUAGCAGCAUUAACAAUUCUGUUUCGGACUUGCCAUCGACAACACAACCAAAAGGACGACAGAUAUACGUAAGAGCACAAUUUGAAUAUGACCCAGCAAAGGAUGACCUUAUUCCCUGCAAAGAAGCUGGAAUCAGAUUCAGAGUUGGUGAUAUAAUCCAAAUUAUUAGCAAAGAUGAUCAUAAUUGGUGGCAGGGUAAACUAGAAAAUUCAAAAAAUGGAACUGCUGGCCUCAUUCCUUCUCCUGAGCUUCAGGAAUGGCGGGUAGCUUGUAUUGCUAUGGAGAAGACUAAACAGGAGCAACAAGCAAGCUGUACUUGGUUUGGAAAGAAAAAGAAGCAAUACAAAGACAAAUACUUAGCAAAGCACAAUGCAGGGAACCAACACUCCUUUGUAUUGGCCUCUCAGGCUCCAAGAAGAAUUGGUCAGCAUCCUCACACAACCCGUCAUUAUCUUGUCACAUAUGAAGAAGUAGUAAAAUUGCCAGCAUUCAAAAGGAAAACACUAGUCUUACUAGGAGCACAUGGUGUUGGGAGAAGACAUAUAAAAAAUACACUAAUCACAAAACAUCCAGACAGAUUUGCAUACCCUAUUCCACAUACAACCAGACCACCAAAGAAAGAUGAAGAGAAUGGAAAGAAUUAUUACUUCGUAUCACAUGACCAAAUGAUGCAGGACAUUUCCAACAAUGAAUAUUUGGAAUAUGGUAGCCAUGAAGAUGCCAUGUAUGGGACAAAACUGGAAACGAUACGGAAGAUCCAUGAACAGGGAUUAAUUGCAAUACUUGAUGUAGAACCACAGGCCCUGAAGGUUCUGAGGACUGCAGAGUUUGCUCCUUUUGUUGUUUUUAUCGCUGCACCUACAAUUACCCCAGGCAUUCAUGAGCUGCCAAAAUGGUGCAGAAAGCUGCCUGAUGAAUCUCUUCAGCGCUUGCAAAAGGAAUCUGAAAUCUUGCAGAGAACAUAUGCACAUUACUUUGAUCUUACAAUUAUCAACAAUGAAAUUGAUGAAACAAUCAGGCAUCUGGAGGAAGCCAUUGAGCUUGUCUGUACAGCGUCGCAGUGGGUUCCCGUCUCCUGGGUGUACUAGUCUUAUCACUAGAAGAAUUUCGUCAUUACUGGGAACCGCCUCAUACAUGGAACAACCUCUUUGUUGCUGACCUCAUGUCAGCAGGUCUUGGGCCCCUAGAGACUACCUAGAUGUAGUGUGACCUAAAUUUAUAAUUAUCGUCAUGUCCUUAUAGAUAGGAGGAGAAAACGCUAAUUUAAAGAGACAGUAUCUUUUUUAAUCAGUUCUCCUAAACUUUAUUAAAAUGUAUCUUUAAAUAUAUGUAUUAUUCAAUCCUUUGGAAUGUUAUAUUUUUGGAAAUCAUAGCUUUUAAUUUCAAAGGCCCCUAAAACUGCACAAAAUAGAUGCUGCUUUCUAUAAUCUAUUUUAAUAAUAAUAUGAUCUGUUACUUGGGGUGGAACACUACGUUCUUUUUAGAGUCUGAUUUUGUGAAUUGGAAUACCUUGCUUCCUUUAUUUAUUUGAAAUUAUUAGCCCAGUUAUGGAUGAGAAAAAUUAUUAAAUUCUAAUGGCCUUUCUUCGCUUUUUAAUUUAAUUUUAUUUUUAGAAUAGCAUUUGAAGUACUUUCAUGUAAUAUCCAAAUAAUGUGAUACUGUCUCUUUGAAGAACUCUGUAAAACGUAUAGAGAUUUGAAGUUGGGUCUUGACUCUUAAUGCAUGUGGGCAGUCACAAGCGUUCAUGCUGUUGGUGUAUCUGUGUUGAAAAAAAAACUGUAAUCUACAGCAAAGUACAUUCCGUUCAUGGGGGGAAAGUACCUAAGGGAAUAAAAUUCAAUAUUAUGACUAAGUUGUAAAACCUAUGCACAUCCCUUGCAUUUUGGGCAACUUUAUAAACAAAAAUCCUAAUUUUUAUUAAUAAUCAUGUAGUGAAAUGUGUUUGUAAUUUUGUCUCAAUUUAAUUUGUUGUAAAGGUGGGAGGGGGAAAAUUACUGGUUUUGCCAUUUCAGAUCUGUGUUGUCUGAGAGUAUUAACGUUUUAAUUACGUUUAAGCAAAGAAAUGCUGAUUUUUAAUAUGUAUGUAAUUGUUUUGAAAAUGCACACAUUUUAAAAGAAAAUACUGUGCUAUGAAGAAACCAGUUUAGACACUGCGAUAAACUAACAAUUCCAAAAGACUCAUCUGCAGCAGCCCUGUAAAUUUCUUUAAACGGUAAAUGACUCUACAGUCUGACCAAUUUUUUAUUUUAAAUAUACUUCCUUUUAUGUGUUCAAAAAUUAAA